AUGACAAGCUCCAUUGGCGAUGUCCAACUGCCGAGAAUGGUAUACAAGAACCUUGGAAGCUCGGGUCUGAGGGUAUCCCAAGUCAUAGUAGGAGCCAUGAGCUAUGGCUCGCCGGACUGGCAGGCCUGGCAUGCGUAUGAUUGUGGCAUCAACACAUGGGAUACUGCUGACGUCUACUCAAAUGGCCAGUCAGAAAGAAUCAUUGGCAAGGCAAUUGAAAAAUAUAGCAUUCCUCGCUCGAGCCUUGUCAUCUUAUCGAAAUGCUACUUUGGAGUUUCGGAAGACGGAGCGCAACAAAGUAUCGCAGCCGCAAGUUUGAACGACGGGAUCGCAGUCAACCAAGUCGGAUUAUCUCGCAAACACAUAUUUGAUGCGGUAGAAGCCAGUACAAAGCGUCUGGGUACAUACAUCGAUGUUCUUCAAAUCCACCGCUUGGAUCGAAGUGUGCCGAAGAAGGAGAUCAUGCGUGCGUUGAAUGAUGUUGUUGAGAAGGGUUGGGUGAGAUAUAUCGGAGCCUCCUCGAUGGCAACAUGGGAAUUUCAAGAACUCCAAUGGAUCGCAAAGACGAAUGGCUGGCAUGAGUUCAUCUCCAUGCAAAACUACCACAAUCUGCUAUACCGGGAAGAAGAGCGAGAGAUGAUCCCUUACUGCAAGUCGACUGGCAUUGGCCUCAUCCCCUGGUCACCAGUCUCUCGCGGUGUCUUGUGUCGACCAUGGGACGAGCGGACCACUAAACGGGAAUCUUCAGACAACUUCMUCCAGCGUUCCAUCAGAUCCCGCGAGUCGGAGGCCGACAAGGCUAUCGUCGGCAGAGUAGAAGAGAUUGCAAAGAAAUAUGGUGUGAGUAUGACCUGUGUUGCCACGGCAUGGUCAAUACGGAAGGGCUGCUCUCCCAUUAUCGGCUUGAAUAGUAAGGAGAGGAUCGAGGAGGCAGUACAGAAUGCGAAUUUCGUGCUCAGUGAGGAGGACGCGAAAUAUUUGGAAGAGCCAUAUCUUCCCAAGACAGUUCAGGGUCAUUAA
This is a messenger RNA of Ramularia collo-cygni, 1020 nucleotides long. RefSeq names its product related to aryl-alcohol dehydrogenases. The record is from RefSeq and is a predicted model, not a curated record. The transcript has 5 exons. Bases 1 to 1020 code for a protein of 339 amino acids. Lineage: Eukaryota; Fungi; Ascomycota; Dothideomycetes; Mycosphaerellales; Mycosphaerellaceae.